This is a messenger RNA of Branchiostoma belcheri (Belcher's lancelet), 2829 nucleotides long. RefSeq names its product epidermal growth factor receptor-like. Gene Ontology annotation, cellular component: signaling receptor complex; membrane. Lineage: Eukaryota; Metazoa; Chordata; Leptocardii; Amphioxiformes; Branchiostomatidae. The record is from RefSeq and is a predicted model, not a curated record. Gene Ontology annotation, biological process: multicellular organism development; positive regulation of kinase activity; protein phosphorylation. Gene Ontology annotation, molecular function: calcium ion binding; ATP binding; transmembrane receptor protein tyrosine kinase activity. The coding region runs from base 10 to 2829 and encodes 939 amino acids. The transcript has a single exon.
UUGAACAAGAUGGCAGUGAACUCAAACAAGACGUUUUUGGUCCUCGUUAUCUGCCUGUUGUUAUCCGAGUCGAUUCUCGGGACAGUGCAGUUGUUCGCGACGGUACCAGAGAACGCCGGCGCGGGAGAAACUGUCCUCAGCGUCUUGUCAGCCAUAGGAGAAACGCGCGAGUCGGACGGUAGAAAUUUUCGCGGGGAGGAAGUUCUCUGUAAAAUUGUAGACGGGAACAAAAACGGACGUUUCCGUGCCACAGCGGGCUGCGUGUUGCAAGUGGCGCGUCCGCUGGAUUACAGCGUGGACCCGAGCUAUAACCUCACGGUGAACGUCACGGUGAACGUCACGGUGACUGUUCAAGUUCAAGUCCAGGACGUGGAGGGAUACCCUCCUGUCUAUAACGACACGUGCGAAAUGCCGAUCCGGCGUGGAGAGAGUCGGUCAGGCGAUCUGAUCUUCGAUGUGAGAUGGCAGGCUGAGGCCGUGGUAAGGCCGGGUGGAGUGAUGUUUUUCGAUCAAUACGAGUUCUUUGACCGGUCUACGGCCUACGGUCACAGUUCCACCGCUACCAAUGACUGCACAGCUUGGCUUGUAUGGGACGUAGGGCAUGCAGUACAGAUCAGACAGUUUAUGGACGUUUGGGACUCAAACCUAAGGUGCUUUAAAUGUUUUCAUACACAACAUGACACAGCGACCUUCCAAGUCGGAAUCAUCAACAGACACCGUGGGAAAUCGGCAUGCACAUUUCUAGAUCACUUAGGUGUGUCUAGAACACAGAGUAACGUACACUUUAGAGUUGCCUAUUUGUUAAAGCUAGUUUCAGCGAGAGGCCAUUAUUUCACGUGCAGCCUGCCUGGUGACGUUUCUGUCACCACUGUUGUCGGUGCCAUGAUGGCCGAAGUAAGCCAUCCAUUUGCUAACGUUCAUGUCCAGCCAGUCGGUUGUCCUCCGAAAAAAUACGGCUUAUUGUGUGAUCAGAACUGUACCUGUGAGAACGGCGCCCGGUGCCAUGGGCUUAACGGGGCCUGUAAGUGUCAGCCGGGGUGGCAAGGUGUCGUCUGCGACAUACCUCACAAUACCGUGGCAAUUACUGCGACCUCUAGCGACUCGGAGCGGAUAUACAUCACUGGUUCUCUGGUAUUGAACUGCAAGGCUUUCCAUCUGACUGCCGCGAAGAUGAUAUGGACGUUUCCAAAUAAAACAGAAAAGUGGCUGCAAGGGACGGUUGAAGAUCGAGUAAGGAUCGAAAGCAUACAGCCCGAACACAACGGUACCUACACCUGCACUGCCGUGACGGAAGACGGGAGGGUCGUUCGCGCAAGUUUUGAGCUUCAAGCCGUCGAGUGCCCUCCUGGGAAAACGGGAGAACUGUGCGCUGAGCCGUGCGAUUGUCCACGUGGGGCGAGUUGUCACCGGUGGGCGGGCUGCGUCUGUCCCGUAGGGUGGACAGGACCCAGGUGCCGGACCCCCUGUCCAGGCGGAACUUACGGAGAGGACUGUAGCAGCGAAUGCCGCUGUCAGAAUCAGGCCACGUGCGCUCCUACCGACGGUCGGUGCAACUGCAGCGCGGGUUGGUUCGGACCAGACUGCAGCGUUCCCUGCCCCGCCGGUCUGUACGGAUGGAGAUGUCGGUACGACUGCGGCUGUAAGAACAACGCCACCUGUCACCACGUGGAUGGCAGCUGCACCUGCGUGCCGUCCUGGUCUGGACAGCUGUGUGACGUGAAAACGGACGAGAACACGUUCCCGUUCCUGCUCCAGAUCGUCAUACCACUCACACUGACCCUGCUAAUCUCUAUAGCAUUGGUGGUAACACUCUUCACACGGAAUAGGGCUAAUAAUCAGAUAGGAGUAAACCACGAAGAGGAAAUGGCUCUUCUGGAACUGCAGAACAUAGAAGAAGACAUGGCGGAGAGUCUGCAGCCCGGCUGGCUCAACAAAUGGGAAAAGAAAGUCAAGGACCUGAGAAUGGGUGAGCUGAUCGGACUGGGUGCGUUUGCUCAGAUCAGAAAAGGGCACCUUUGUACCGAUGGCGCUAAAGUCGCGGUAGCCGUGAAGUCGGUCCGGGGGGAGGACCGGCAGUUCUACCGAGCUUUCUGUCGGGAAGUCGCCUCGCUGAUAGUCGUGCACCAAGAAGGCGGCGGACAUGCCAACAUUGUCCGGCUGUUCGGCGUCAUCACCAAGUCCACACCAAAGUGUAUCCUCCUGGAAUAUGCCGCCAAGGGCGACCUUUCGGUGAUUCUAAAACAGCAACCGGGGCAGGAUGGUGGAUUUCCUUUGGCUGACCUCCUACGCUAUGCCGUCCACAUAUCGUGUGCCCUGAAGGAGCUCCGACGUCUCCGUAUCGCUCACGGCGACGUGGCCGCUCGGAACGUUCUCGUCAGCGGUGAUGACGUGGCCAAGCUUGCUGACUUCGGCCUAGCCCAUGACGUGUACACUGCUAAUGCUUACGUCUCCGCAGACAGACGAGGGGUCGACGAACUCUUGCCUCUGAAGUGGAUGUCCCUGGAGUCGCUGGAGACUCGCAAGUUCACGUGCGACAGCGACACGUGGUCGUUCGGCGUGCUGCUGUGGGAGAUCGCCGCCUUCGGGGAGGAGCCCAACUAUGAGCAGGAAAUCCAACUGAGUUGUCCCAAGUUGGUGGGACUCCUGAGACAAGGGGUCCGUCUGCAGAAACCACCCGGAUGUACGGACAGGCUGUAUGACGUCAUGGCGUCGUGUUGGCGGGAAGAGCCGUCGGCAAGACCUGAGCCGAUAGAACUCGAGCAAAAGCUGACAGAAUGUCGUCAUGAGUUAGAUCCCCUACUUGUUGUGGAGUUGGAGACUUUAGUUUAG